Hemicordylus capensis (graceful crag lizard) is the source of this 6128-nucleotide messenger RNA. RefSeq names its product cortexin 1 (gene CTXN1). NCBI's taxonomy places the organism in Eukaryota, Metazoa, Chordata, Lepidosauria, Squamata, Cordylidae. The transcript is spliced from 5 exons. The record is from RefSeq and is a predicted model, not a curated record. Bases 925 to 1431 code for a protein of 168 amino acids.
GGCUAGGCCAACUUCCUGUUUGCAAGAUGGGCCAACCAGAUGUCUUGGGAGCCCACAAGCAGCAGAUGCCCAUUGUUCCAGCAUAAGGGAUAUUCAGAAUCAUAUCAUUUCAGAGCAGGAAGGGAUCGUGGAGGCCCAAAGGUCCAACCCCCUUGCUCAGUGCAGGAAACUGCCGCAGCAUCCCUUGCCAGGUGACUGUCUAUCCUCUGUUUCAGACUUUGUAAAAAGGAUUCGAAGUGAUGCCAGAUCCUCUGGCAUUUUGCUGGCAACGAACGGGGAGAAGGAAAACGAGGGAGGCUUUUGAAGACGCCCCAUGAGCGCUCGCAGCAGCAGCGGGGUCCCGGGCCGCAAGCGCUGGACUUGCCAGCCGCGCUCCGCAGGCGAUGGCGAGGCGACCACCCCACCGCCCAGGCAGCCUGCCCCCGCCGUGCCUAGCUCCUCCAGUCCGCCCUCCGCUUGGGCGCCACGCCCCCUGGCAACUCUGGAGCCAAUCCGGAGCGCCGGGUGGAAUUCAAACCCCUCAGCCUGCAGCGCACCUGCCUGGCUGGUCCCCAGCGGGCCCUCCUCUGCAGGAUCAAGGCGGCGGCGGCGGCGGAGAUGGAGACGGAGACGCUGGGGGCUGAGAGAGCCGGCAGCAGCCGGGCGAGGCUCCGCGCAACAGCUGGAUGGUGCUGAGUCUGCCAGCCACCGCCCUGCUACUGCUGCUGCUGCGCCCUCUGCCAAGUCUGAGGCUGAAAACUUGGUUUCUCAAAGCAAUUGUACGUGUUCUCAGCAAUCCAGGAGCCACAUGGGAUAAACACCGCCCUGGCCUGCCCUUCAGCUUGACCCUCAGGAACUGGAAAGGGGGAUCUGCCAAAGCCAGUUCUCUGCUUUCGCGGCGCGAUCUUCUCCAGGCAGCAGCUGUGCCUCCUCCUGCAAGAUGGCAUGCAGCUGGUGGCGUGGCUGACGGACGGACGGAUGGGGGCUGCUGCUGCUUCUCCGGGGCCCGGCAGGUCACUGGAGUGUGCAUCAGUGGUACUGCGUGACCCCCCUCUCUUGUCACCAUGGAGUAGUCCUCCGGGUACAGGUGGCCUUUCCGGGGGAGAUGGGUCAGUCCUAGAGGAUGUGGGCUGCGUGACGAACCAGGCGGUGCUGCCACUACGCGUGCUGGCGAGGUGGGUGUGCUGUGCCGUCGCCAUGGAUGACUCCUCGACCCUGGACUAUGAACUCCUCUCCCCGGGGCAGGCGGAGGCUGGUCCUGGCACCCUCGGCAUGGAUGCGGAGCAGAAGACAGUGUUUGCCUUCGUCAUCUUUCUGCUGGUCUUCCUGGUGAUGCUGAUGGUCCGCUGCUUCCGUAUCCUCCUGGAUCCCUACAGCCGGAUGCCGGCUUCCUCCUGGACCGACCACAAGGAAGGGCUGGAGAGGGGCCAGUUUGAUUAUGCCCUGGUGUAGUUUGGGCCCGCCCACCCCCCCGCCCCAAUGUGCUCCCAUAACUGUGGGUGGGGGAUGUGAAGUGUACACGUGUGUGUGUGUGUGUUUAAUUGUGGGGGCGGGGGAGAUCCUGGGUGUUUAUCCCGCUUCUCGUCCGUGUGUUUGUGUCGGGAGGGCAGAGAAGCCCCACUUGCUGUGAUCCUUAAGUGUCUUGUGUUGUGGUGGGUUGUGCUACGUCCGGGGGGCAGAUGAAGGGCAUGGGGGGGGAAGGGGCUUUGGUGGGGUGGGGGGUGACUGCUUAAACAGUGAGGGUGGGAUAGAUGUGGUGGGGAGUGAGGGUCAACUUACAGGGCUUACUUUUCUCAAAGGUGGUGACCGACUCUCUUCCAGACACUUUUGGCGGGGGCUUUCCCCCGCAAAGAAGCCCUUUUUUAUUUUCCUGAUGUGUUCAUUCUUUCCCAGAACCCCACUUCUGUGAGGGCAAGUUGCGCUUCUCUCGGUGCUGACCGCCAAAGCGCUCUGCACAUGCUCAGAGGCACACUUCUUUUGAGAGCGGGUGUAGUAGAAUGGCCAGGCAUCGGAGACUUAGCUAGGCUGGCUCGCACGGUCAUUCACAUGAGGGUCGGAGGUGGGCUACCCUGCUUGGCAGGAUCAUCAGCCCUCAGGCAUUUCCCUCCAGCCCAGGGGCCUCCCAGCAGGGCUACCCAGCUUUUGUACCCAACUUUUGUCCGGGGGUGGAGGAGAAGAGAGCCCUCCUAGUUGGGAGAAUUUGCUGGAUGUUUGCCUCAAAUUUUGACUUGGCCUAGAUUACCAAGGCCAUGUAUAUGGCAUUUGGUGGCUGUUCUCACGUGCAUCCUAAACCAAGCUAGGGACGCCCAGCCCCGGUUAGUCUGCACGUGAGAACUGCUGGAAUUGGGCCCGAUCCCAGCAGGCCAGCGCCUCCUAACCCCAUCAUGAAACCCGCCUCCUAAAAGAGGUGAAGGGAGCAAGCGCCUCUUCGCCUUGUUGUUUUGAUCGUGUGCAGUGCUGACUGAUUUUAGCCAGCGCUGUGCAGUAGUGGUGAUGGGUUCCCGCCCAUCGCUGCAGAUCCCACUGCAGGGGGCCCACAAUGUGGUGCAUUAUGGGAUUUCUGGGGGCCCGGAUGCGCCGUCCUGGCCCUGAACCUGCCACGCUGCCUGGGGCCGCGGAGGAUCAUCUGGGCACGUGGUGGACACCUGCAGGGAAAGUAAGUUUAAACAGCCUUCCCUGCCGCUCACCUCGUAGCCCUUUCAUUCAGUCAUGAGAAUGGGCUCCUUAUUUCAUUUGUGGUUACUUACAAUUUUAAACUGCCCUUCUUCAAGACCCCAAAUGUUCUGAACAUUCCAAAGGCUGCCGACUAAAUGUGACGUCUGAUUAUGACCAGAACGUGCUGCUGCUCAUGUGUUGCAAUUCCCGUCUUGCCAUUCUCGAUUGCUGGCGGUUUCCCAACAGAGGCUGAACAGCCACCUGUUUGGGAUGCUUAGCAGAUGGCUGUACUGAGCAUGGGGUUGGACAAGAAGACCUCCAAGAUCCCUUCCAACUCUUCAUUUGUAAGAUUCUGUGAAUUAAGUGCAACUGAGCAUGUGCAGAGUGCCCAGAAAAAAACUCAAGAACAUAAAUAAAACAAACUAAUUUCAAUCUUUUGUCUUAAUUCAUAAGAGUCUAUGAAUCAUCAAGUCAAAAGGUUGGAAAUAGUUUGUUUUUUGUAUGUUCUUGAAUGUUUCUGGGCACUCUGCACAUGCUCCGAUGCACUUUGCUGUCCCAGGAUCAAAUACUUGGCAGUGAACAAGGUGUCUCUGAGGAUGUGUAGAGUGCCUUCAUAACUGAAUCACCACCAGUCAGUUCUUCAACAUGUCCCAGAAACACUCAAAGGCACACAUUAGUGACAUCAAACUUUUUCUAGACGGCUGAGGAAAAGAUGAAUUGAAAGAUGUAUCAGGAGGGCAAAAAGCCCACUGGUGACUCAAUUGAACUAGGAUGUCAAAAUCUUGGCAUAUAUUUUAAGUUCUUGAAUUCUAGGGUUGCAAUUAAUUUUAAUUAGUUUUAAUUAGAGGAGGUUUUUUUUGUUUUGUUUUGUUUUGUUUUAAACCAAAAGCAGCAUUAUAGAAGAUCACACCUGCUGUCAUGUAGGUUAGUUAAGUAUUUUUUUAAAUUUAAAAAAAUGCUUAGAAAAAGCACAGGUGGCAUCUUGGAAGAGGAUCCCUUCUUGUCUCACACACAAGAGGGAAUACCUCUUCUGGAAGAGGCAGCCCCUCUUUGCAUACCAUCUUCUGAAAGAAAAGAUUGCCUGCUGCUCCUAAGUGAUUGUUUUAUUCACAUGCAAGGGUAUACAAAUACAAUCCAAUGGCGGAGAUUCCUUUCAUCCGGUAGCAACUGAGGUGGGUACCACAUUUUUUUUGUUUGCCAAAACAAGGUCACACCAAGUAAGUGCAGCACGUCUAAUGUUUUGCCCCUAUUCAGCUUGUCCAUGCCUUUUGCCAAAAGAAGUUCUUGGUUUUGACUGAAAACCCGGAAACCUCUGGGACGGGGGAAAUGACAGUUCGGCCCUGUCCCAAACUGUCUGGAAAGAGGAGAGUCUUGCAGCAAAAGCAACCAAGAGUCCUGUGUCACCUUCAAAGCUAGCAGAUUUAUUGUGACAGAAGCAUCCAUGUGCUGAGCCCACACCGUCCAAUGUGUGAUGUAUUAUUCUCAGUUGGCAGAGAGAGAGGGAGAAGAAGUGGGGUUAAAAGACCAUGAUAGGCAAGUGGGUCUGCAGAGCCCCAAACCCCAUAGUCCCAACUGAGAAACUCAUGGACGUUAUGAGAAGGGCGGGCCAUGGGCUUCAUCACGGGGAUUUUGGGUGUCUUUGAAAGAGCAAGCCCAAGAUUAUAUGAGCAUAGUUAGAAAGAUUGCAUUCUCCCUAACAGUGCUCGGGAUUCCCAGAUGUGGUUGACUACAACUCCCAGAAUCUCCAAGCAAAAGCCAUUGCAGCUGGGGAUUCUGGGAGUUGUAGUUAACAACAUCUGGGAAUCCCAGUUAGAGGGAACACUGGUCUGCAGUUACUGCAUAGAGCAUGGGUUCUCAACCUUGGGUCCCCAGAUGUUGUUGGACUUCAACUCCCAUAAUCCCCACCCAAAGGCCAUUGGGGCUGGGGAUUAUGGGAAUUGAAGUCCAGUAACAUCUGGGUACCCAAGGUUGAGAAUCCCUGGCAUAGAGUAAUCUUAUCCUCCCUCCGAGGGCCAAAGUAUAAGUUACCUGAAUCUGUGAAUGGUAUCUACAAAAAUAGUUCCCCACAACCUGCUUGUUUGCACCAGGAGGGAAGUUUUCACUGGCCCCUGUCUGCUUCCCCCGCAGGACAAAUAGGAGGUCAUUUUUGUGGGGGCUCCGGCAUUGGGGGGGAAGUAUUCACCCCCACACAACCCACACCCUUGUUGUCUCCCCGCCCCCCAGGACUCUGGUGGGCCACUGUGUGAAACCGGUUGCUGGACUAGAUAGGCCUUGGGCCUGAUCCAGCAGGGCUGUUCUUGUGUUCUUAUGACUGCUAUUUAUAAAGAGACCCAAACCAGAAGGAAAACGCACAGACAAAUUAUGUGCUUCAUGGCUGGGCUCGAAUUCUGAGGGCUUCUGGGCUCCCUGCUCUACUCUUUUUCCGCUCUGGGCUCCUGUAUGUAUGCAAGGGUGGCCUUUCCAUGAGGCCAGGUGAGAUGGUUGCUCAGAAGGCAGAUUACUGGGGCAUCAGGGAGGCAGCGGGUUAUUUGGGUGUCAAGGAGGCAGCUCCCUCCCCCCCAGCUUAAAAAAAACAGGCAAAAGCAGGGUGGGGGAGGUUGUGUGCAAGGAGGUUAGAAGUUGGCACCCUUCCUCAGGUGCCCAGAGAAAACACACACACUCUCUCUCUCUGCAUUGGUAGGGGCUCGUCCUCAUGAGCCGGGGCGUCAAGGGAGGCAGCUUGGGUUGCUUUGUUCUCUUCCGCCCCGCCUGAGAGCUGUGCUGCCUGCAGGCUGGCCAUUCGUCAGGUAGAGUUUGUUUGUUUAUUUAUUUAUUCAGUUUCUAUACCGCCCUUCCAAAAAUGGCUCAGGGUGGUUUACACAGAGAAAUAAUGAAUAAAUAAGAUGGAUCCCUAUCCCCAAAGGGCUCACAAUCUAAAAAGAUAUAUAAGAUAGACACCAGCACCAGCCACUGGAGGUAUUGUGCUGGGGGUGGAUAGGGCCAGUUACUCUCCCCCUGCUAAAUAAAGAGAAUCACCACGUUAAAAGGUGCCUCUUUGCCCAGUUAGCAGUUGCACUCUAUCUGAUGAAGAGCUGGCCUGCAGGCAGCACAGUUCUCAGGCGGGACCUGCACAGCUCUACCUGAUGGAGGGCCAGCCUGUCGGCAGCAUGACUCUCUUCCUCCCCUCCCUCCCUCUCACACCCAGACGAGAAGUUCUCUGGGUGCCUGAGGAAGGGCUCAUUAGGAUGAGCCCAUGUGCGUGUGUGUGUGAGUGAGAGAGAGAGAGCACUCCACAGCCGAGGACAGCGCUUCGCACAGCUGGCAAACCUGGCCUCUGGCCCGCAAAAGCUGAUGCCAAGCAAGAUCUAAUAGCCUUGAUGGUGCCACAAGACCUAGUCCGUCUUUCACGGGAAGAUUUGGGCUUUGGGGCACCACGGGGGAGGGGGGGCAGCCUUGUAGGCUUUGGUUCUUCUAGAUGACCAUACAAAUGAGGGGAAUUGACGGCGGGGAGGAGG